AUGUUUCGCGUUAUACUACUGAUUUUGUGCUACGCCCUGUGCGAAUCUGCAUGGGUUCGAGUUUGGGAAGAUAAUUUUGACUGGGAUGGUGGUGUCGACCGUAGCAAAUGGGACUUCGACGAUGGCGGUGGUGGUUGGGGUAACAACGAAGAACAGUAUUAUACAACAGACCGUCGAGAAAAUGCCAGAUGUGAAAAAUUUCCAGGCAGUGCCAAUGGACGUUUGAUUAUCGAAGCACGUAAAGAGGGGUGGGGCAAUAGACGAUUUACAUCAGCACGAUUGAAAAGUAAAGCCAAAUGGACGUAUGGUCGUCUGCAAGUACGAGCAAAGAUACCAACAGGUCGCGGCCUCUGGCCCGCCAUAUGGAUGCUUCCCGAAAGUCAGAGCUAUGGAAGCCAGUAUUGGCCCGACAAUGGUGAAAUCGAUGUAAUGGAACAAGUUGGCUAUGGUAUGCGCGCGCCUACUUUUCUAUCGCUAAGUCAUCGCGUUCUUUUUCAGAUCCAAACACAAUUGUCUCAAGUGUUCAUACAAAAGCCUUUAAUCAUAUGAUAAACACACAACCAACAAACGGUGUCCACGUUGGUGAUGCAACAUCAAACUUUAAAAUCUACACACUUGAUUG
Messenger RNA from Didymodactylos carnosus, 622 nucleotides. Lineage: Eukaryota; Metazoa; Rotifera; Eurotatoria; Philodinida; Philodinidae. The record is from the annotation of a GenBank genome assembly.